GUUAAUACUUGUGCAUUAGGACCCAGCGACAUCCCGAGGCAGCAUUUGCUCAUUCGCUACUUGGGUGUGGAGCUUUGGUGGUGAAGGGGAAGGGCGAUUUUGUUGAACUGGUUUAGGCAACAUACAGUUUUUUCGAAUCAGUAGCCUACGCCCGUCAGUCUUUCCCUCGAUUCCGUUUCACCGAGGUUACUCCAGUGUGUGGCUCGUCUUGCCCGUGAUUCUCCCUGCUUUUCACUCCGAGACACCUUCAAGAUGUUUACAGCCAAAAAAUUCCUUGGAGGGAUCAUCAACAUUGUAAGCAAUAUCGACCCCUCCGCAUUCAUACCAUCAGACCCUCCCCCUGCCCGCAGGCCCCUGGCCUACGCUGAGCAGCACGAGAACGAUGAGGAGAAGCAGUUCCGCAGAGUUUUCCAGCAGCUGGCUGGGGAUGACAUGGAAGUCAGCCCCACUGAGCUGAUGAACAUCCUUAACAAAAUCCUUACUAAACAUGGCGAUCUGCAGACUGACGGGUUCACCAUUGAAUCCUGCAGGAGCAUGGUGGCAGUCAUGGAUAGUGACAGUACUGGCAAGUUGGGCUUCCAUGAGUUCAAAUAUCUGUGGAACAACAUCAAGAGAUGGCAGGGUAUCUACAAGUCCCACGAUGCUGACCGCUCUGGUGUGAUUUGUGCUGAAGAGCUUCCCAGAGCCUUCAAAGCUGCAGGUUUCCCACUUCGCCAAGACAUGUUCGAUAUGAUCGUUCGGAGAUACAGCGAUGAGCACGGCAACAUGGACUUUGACAACUACAUUGGCUGCCUGGUUCGCCUGGACGCUAUGUGCCGUGCAUUCAAGACUCUUGACAAGGACAACAAUGGGACCAUCAAAGUGAACAUCCAGGAGUGGCUGCAGUUGACCAUGUACUCUUGAACAGAGGAAAUGCCUUCAGAAUGACAUCUGUUAGCAGGCCUCUUCAUACUCAGCUUUAACGCUGUCACUAGUGUCCUUCGCAUGUCUAAAUCUUCCAUUGACGAUACUCCUGUCUUGACUUUUCACAUUCACCAAAUUUCCCCAUGGCCUUUCGGAAGUUUGCCACAGUUCGGAAAAUUCUUAGUACAUUCAUAUACUUCCUAAACGUGUGACAACUUUGCUGUUUUCCCUCCUUUCUUUAUUGUCUGCAUUCCUAGUUACAGAGUGCACCAAAUAGCCAUAUUAAAUGCAGUAGCCAAUUUGCGCAGUGGCCAAUGGAUGCAGUGUGUAGUUUCACCACUUGGUGACAGUGUUGUAACACUAGGAAGAGCUUUUGCGCUGGAAGACGAGGAUGUUUUAACGUUACAUAGUUGUCUUUCAUCUAAGUCUUCCCAAAGGUUUGUUAUUCUGUCAAGAAAGUUUUGCAUACGUGGUGUUUGAUUAAAAGAGUAGUUACCAUGAA
This is a messenger RNA of Conger conger (European conger), 1405 nucleotides long. Its product is annotated as calpain small subunit 1-like. NCBI's taxonomy places the organism in Eukaryota, Metazoa, Chordata, Actinopteri, Anguilliformes, Congridae. Bases 253 to 903 code for a protein of 216 amino acids. The record is from RefSeq and is a predicted model, not a curated record. Gene Ontology annotation, molecular function: calcium ion binding. The transcript is spliced from 11 exons.